AUGACAGCGUGGAUCAUCCUCCCCAUUAGCCUCUCUGCCUUCUCGAUCACUGGAAUAUGGAUUGUGUAAGAGCUGUCUUGAUUUCUGCCUGUGUUCUGCAUGAAUGACUAGCAUGGAAAGUGUGUGUGUGUGGCCGGCUUGUGGCUUCCAGCAAAUAAGCAGCAGGUUCUUUCUCUCCCUGAACUGUUGUUCUAUUUAGGAGAUUGCCAAAGGCAACUCAGCAAAUCUGUCCCAAAGCUGUGCUCUGAAUAAAAGUUCUAGCUUUUUGUGAUAGAUCUUGCUGACUCGAGGUUUUGCCCCAUUACAGUUUAAACAGCACUUGGGCGACACUUUUGAUUAUUCUUUACAGUACAUCAGGGUAUUCUGGCCAGGGUGGACCCUGUCUUUAUCAUAUAGGGCCUGAUUGCCUGACAAAAAGGCACACUGAUCACUGUAAGGGCAAUCUUCCCUUCUGUAGUAUUAUUAAGAGCUUUUGGCUGCUCUUCCUCACAGCACCAAGGUGGGAAAGCUUCCCCUUUGAGAAAUGUCAGCAGCUGUGGGGGUAGCAGCCAUGGUGCUGGAGGGACAGGCAUAAGUUCCACGAUAACAUCUUGUCUUCAGCUCUGCAAGGACUCAGAAAUAGGCUGUGUCCUUGGCUUACCCUGCAGUUCCCACCUGCAGCCACUGAGAGGAAGUUCUCUCCAGCCUCAUAAAAGGUGGUGUGUGCGCCACAACAUGUUUGCUGAAAACUGUGGCAGGGACCCUGCUGUGUGCUGUUGUACAGGCAGGCCAGUCUCCCCCAAAGUGGAGACUCACAGGUGUGUUAGGCACCAGCUCCCAUCAGCCCCAAACUCCUGGAGGGUGGCUGGGUUGGAGAAGCCUGUAAUACACCUUUAGCAUGCCUCCAUUUCAGUGGGGACAGAAUGGAAGGUGGUGCUGUAUGUUGCUUUUAUGGAAAGGGCUUCAAUGUUUCCCAACUCUUUGGGCCCCGGCUCUGGAUAGCCAGCUCAGUUAACAGCACUUCGGGAAAGUGCCCUUGUUUUUGGUCCCAGUUACACAGCGGCUGCCACUAAUGAUUGCUUGUGAUGAGGACUACAUGCAGCUGAGGAAACACUGCAGAGUCAUAGAAUUGUAGGGCUGGAAGGAACCCAAAGGAUCAUUUUAGUCCAACCCUGCAGUGUAGGAAUCACAGCUAAAGAAUCCCUGAUAGGUGGCCAUCCAAUCAUCUGUUUUAAAACCUCCAGUGAAGGAGAGUCCGCCUUCUUUGGGAGUCUGUUCCACUUAACGUCAGACAGUUCUUCCUAAUUUUUAGUCAGAAUCUCCUUUCUUGUAACUUGAAUCCAUUAAUUCAGGUCCCCCCUCUGGAACAGCAGAAAACAAGCUUGUGUCGCCUUCCAUAUAGCAGCCCUUUAGCUAUUCAAAAAUGGCUAUCAUAUCACCUCUCAGUCUUCUCUUCUCUCUCUCUUUUAUUUUUAUUUUUCAAAAACAAACACACUAAUCACUCACAAAUACAGAAAUACAAAAUAAUAACCAUAAAAAGGAAAUAAAAAUACAUCCAUGUGGCUUCCCUCCCCCAAUACUCAUCAUCCCUUAAUCUAUAAAUUCUUGUUUACAUUGCAUCUUAUGCAUCUCAUCCUUAAUAUUCUUAAUAUAGUAAUUUUUUCUAGUUCUACUUUACAAGCAAUCUAUACAUAUCGACAUGUUGUUCUUAGAACAGUGUUUAAUCAUACAAUCUUCAAAACACUGCCAUUCUAACCCUAGUUUCUGAUUUGUCUGGUAUCUUAUGGCUGCUGUUAACUUCAUUCACCAUUUCUAUAAAUUCAGAGAGUUUGCAUAUCCAAUCUUCUUUUGUGGGUAUAAUAUUUCCUUUCCAAUUCUUUGCAAGUAAAAGCCUGGCUGCGGCUGUUGCAUAUAAAAACAAUCUUUUCUUACCUCGUGGAAUAUCCUUUCCUACUAAGCCCAAUAGAUACGCCUCUGGGGUUUUUUCUGUAGAAAAUUUGAACAUCUUUUUAACCUCCUCAUGGAUACAUUCCCAAAAUUCUUUAACAUUUUCGCAGCCCCACCAUACAGUGGUGCCUCGCAAGACGAAAAUAAUCCGUUCCGCGAGUCUCUUCGUCUAGCGGUUUUUUCGUCUUGCGAAGCAACCCUAUUAGCGGAUUAGCGCUAUUAGCGGUUUAGCGGCUAAAAGGCUAUUAGCGGCUUAGCGGCUUAGAAAAAGGGGGGGGGAGCGAAAAAAAAUCGCAAGAUUCGCAAGACUUUUUCAUUUUGCGAAGCAAACCCAUAGGGAAAUUCGUCUUGUGAAGCGCAUCGAAAAACGGAAAACCCUUUCGUCUAGCGGGUUUUUUGUCUUGCGAGGCAUUCGUCUUGCGGGGCACCACUGUACAUGCAUCAUAGUCCCCUCGACCUCCUUACGUUUCCAGCAGAGAUUGGAUUUUAACUAACUUAUUUUGGCGAGUUUUGAAGGUGUCAUGUACCACCUAUAGAACAUUUUCAUUAAGUUCUCUUUGAUGGAGUAGCAGGCGGUAAAUCUUAUAUCGAUCUUCAAGAGCCUUUCCUACUGAUCUAUUUGAAUUGCAUGGCCGAUGUCUUGGGCUCAUUCGACCAUUACUUCCUUUAUUUCUUCGUCUUUUAGGUCCCAUUCCAGUAUCAGAUCAUACACUUUGGAUAAUAGUUUCUUAUUGUUUUUUAAUAAUACUUUUUGUAAUUUAGAUUCUUCCUUUCCAAAGCCUAUUUUUUUUAUCGGAAUUGAAAACAUUAUUUAAUUGGUGGUAUUGGAGCCAAUCAGUAAGAUGGUGCCUUAUCUCCUCAAAUGACUGUAAGUUGUCCAGUUACUUUCCAUAUUUAGUUUUUUGACUAUGAACGCUUCGAGCGGGGACAGCCACCAUGGUGUAUUUGGUUCCAGUAAUGGUUGGUAUCUAGUCCACACCUUAUACAAAGCACUUCUAACAAUAUGGUUGGUGAACCCUUGUGGACUUUUACUUUAUUGUAACCAAGGUAGGUGGGACGCGGGUGGCGCUGUGGUCUAAACCACAGAGUCUAGGGCUUCCGAUCAGAAGGUCGGUGGUUCGAAUCCCCGUGAUGGGGUGAGCUCCCAUUGUUUGGUCCCAGCUCCUGCCCACCUAGCAGUUCAAAAGCACAUUAAGUGCAAGUAGAUAAAUAGGUACCGCUCCGGCGCGAAGGUAAACGGCAUUUCCGUGCGCUGCUCUGGUUCGCCAGAAGCGGCUUAGUCAUGCUGGCCACAUGACCCGGAAGCUAUCUGUGGACAAACACCAGCUCCCUCGGCCUAUAGAGCGAGAUGAGUGCCGCAACCCUAGAGUUGUCCGUGACUGGACCUAACGGUCAGGGGUACCUUUACCUUUAACCAAGGUAGGCAUGCCACCCAUAUCUGUUAUCGAAGCUCUCUAAAUCCAGUAUGUCUGUUUUUUUCUAACAGAAUCCAGUCUUUGAUCCAAAUUAGACACUGUGUCAGUGUUCUCUUUUCUCAUAAGGCUUGAUUUCCAGACCCUUGAUCAUCCUGGCUGCCCUCCUCUGCACACCUUCUAGCUUGUAAAUAUCCUUCUUAAUCUGUGGUGCCCAGAACUGGACACAAGACUCCAGACAGGGUCUGAUCUAGAGCCACCUGUUCCAUGUGGGUCCAGCAGAAAAAAGCAAGAGCUGUUUGAUAGUGGAAUGGUCUCCCUUGGGAGGUUAUGGACUCUCCUUCGUUGGAGGUCUUUAGGCAGAGGUUGGAUGGCUGUCUGUCAUGAAUGCUUUAGAUGAGAUUCCUUCAUCCCUGGGGUUGUUCCAGAUGAACUUGGGGUGCCUUCCAGCUUUACAAUUCUGAUUCUAUGACAGAAGCACAGAUAUUGAUAGAACCCCGCAGAGACACAGGCAGACAGAUGGGGUGGAAAUGUCCCCACAGUGAUAUGGAGUCCUAACCCAAACACAAACCAUCUUCUGUGGCAACUACAGCCCUGUAUAAACAACCUGGGAGCAGGAAUUUGCUUAGCGGUGGGCGGGUUUCAAGCCACAGCAAAUCAGCUGGCCACUGCAACCUGUGAUUUGUGUAUUUGCUGAGAAGUUAGUGUUUUUGGCAUUGAUGUGGAACAACAUUACACAGGAGCCUAUAGGCCUGAAAGGCUGGUUUUGCGUGGUUUUCUUGUAGCGUUUUGGACAGGCAGCUGUGGCAGGGAAGAUAAGGCUGCCUACAAGUCUCUCCUGCUAUUAUGAGCCAUCAGCCCUCGGAUCUGUUCUGGGUUAGCCUUGCUGCAAUGGCUUCGUGUCCCCAAGGAAGCUCUCUCAAGGGAAGCAGCUUCCCUCCUCAGACAUACUUAGGUGCAAACAUAGGAAUCCUCUCCUGCUGAGAGCCUCGCUGGACACAGACUGCAACUGGCUGGAACUCAGUAGUAAUUUGUCAGCCUAAAAUUGGAGGUGGCUGCUGAAGCUGAACAUGCAGGCAAAUUGGAGAGCCACGGUUGCAUUUUUAUCUUGUCUCCCAGAUGCUUCUUUGGAACAGCCCUCCUAGCUUGGAUCUCUUCUCAGCAGGGCCAGUUUCCUGGGUAAACAACACAAAAGCAGAGAGCAGGCUGAGAGUUCCCAAAGCUCACUGGAUUGUGGAAAUUUUCCAAAGUCCUUUGUCUUGGUGAUGGAAAUUUCCAGUCUUGGGGGUGACACAUUUUACUGCUGCUUUAUUGCUUACCCUGGGGAAAAGCAGUGGAGCAGGAAUUGCAGUUCUUUGCCUGGGGCUGUUGAUGCUUUCCAGUGUCCCCUCUGGUCCACUCUGAACAGAUGGGAGCUUGAAAUGGACCCAGAGAGUGUGUGAGCAGGGCUUUGGGCAAACACUCUCAGGCUGGGAUACAAGGGAUUCCAGAGCAGCAGGUUUAAGCAGUUUAAGGAGCAACACCAGCUGCUUCCCAGUGCCCUUAGCCUUUACUGGCAUAUAGGGAAGGGAGAGGCAGAGUCCUUUGAAUCUUCCUUGGCUGCCUUAAAGACCUACACUGGCCCUCUGAUAGGUCAGGGGAAAGGGAGACAUUUGUCUUCAUCUUAGUUCCUCUUAGGGGCAACCCGAGCAGGUUUUUCUUUUUACUUAGAACAGCUUAAAAGAUGUUUGCUGCCUGUAAGCCUGAAUUGUUCUUGGCAUAAAAAGAAUGAUUUGAACACCUUCCAGAACUCUGUUGCCAUUCUUGUGCAUCCCGUUGUAGGCUUUUAAAGCUUAUUUGUUUGUCUGCUUGUGAGUUAUACAAAGCUAAUUGGAUGUGCUUCGCUUUUGGAAAGUCGGCUUCAGGUGGUAUAGGUGAUAUAAUCUUUGACAAUUGUAAUAUAAUUUUUAUUUGUUGAUCCGGCCCCAUUUGGCUGCUAUGCUCACACAUAGCAUUUCAUGUCCAGUCCACCCUUAACUGUAUUUUUCUGUUCUGCCUCUCACAGGUAUGCCAUGGCAGUAAUGAACCACCAUGUGUGUCCUGUUGAGAACUGGUAAGUCCUUUCAUAAAGCAAGAGGACAGAGUCCUAGCUCUGGGGGAGAGCAGCUGCUCUGCAUGCAGAAAGUCCCCGAUUUGCACCAUAGAAUCUCCUGGUAGGGUUGGGAAUGUCCCCUGUUGAAAACAAAUCCUAGAGAAUUGCUGAUAGAGUGUAGACAGAACUGAGCUAAGUAGACUAGUGGUCUGACCCAAUAUAAGACAACUUCAUACGUUCCUAGUCUUGUUAGCUUCUUAACAUUCCUUGUCCUGCAAAACUGGCCCAGUUUCUUGUUUGUACCUCUUCUUGGAGCACGUUACAUUGCCCGCUAACCUGUCCAAACUGUUGCAGGUCAUAUAAUGAGUCCUGCUCUGCUGAUUCUGCCAAGCAUGGAUACCCCAAAAGCUGCUGCACCUUGGAGGAUGUCCCUUUGAUCAGGUGAGCGGGGAAAGAAUUGUAAUGGAUUGCAGGGAGCUGUUCUGGGCACAGAGGCUACCCUUGCAUCCCUUGUGGGUGAACCAGUUCUGGCUGGAGUUCAAACUGGGCAUUGCCUAUAUGAACAUAAGAGCCUGUUGCAUCAAGCCAAUAACAGGUCUAAUCCAGCAUCCUGUUCUCUCACAGUGGCCAGUCACAUGCCUGGAGGAAACCUGCAAGCAGAAUUCAAGCGCAAGACCACUCUGUGAAUCUGUCUAAUCCUUUUAAAUUGUCUAAUUCUCUUUUAAAUUGGUGGCCAUCACUGCCUCUUGUAGGUGUGAGUUCCAUAGUUCAAUUCUGCACUGCAUGAAGACGUCUUCUUUUUUAUCUGCCCUGAAUCUUCCAACAUUCAGCUUCAUAGGAUACCCAUGAGAUCUAAUGUUAUGAGACAGAGAAAACUUUUUCUCUAUGCCAUGCAUAAUCUUAUAAACUUCUGUCAUGUCAACUCUUACUUGCCUUUUCUCGUAUUGUACUUGGCUUGGUCAGAAAUAGCUGUUUUCCCAGUUGUGCCAUCUUACAAUGACUUCAGAAGUCCAUCAGUUUGGCAACAUCCAGGCAAAUGUGUAGAACAAAGGCAUCUUUGCUGGUUUCUCUCAGCCAUGCUAACAUUCUCAUUCUUUUCCCCCUGCAGUAAAUGUGGCACGUAUCCUCCUGAAAGUUGUCUCUUCAGUCUUAUUGGGAAUGUUGGGGCUUUCAUGGGUAAGUGCUGCUUCUCCCCUUUCUUCACAUCUGGCCAGCAAGCAUCAGUAGACAGCAUCCAUUCCCUCCUGAAGCAUAAUCUUCCCAGGAUACGAGCCCCUGAGAUAGAGGCUUUUCCAGAGCAAGUGCCUGACCUUCAAGGGGCAUACAGGAAGCCGGCCUGGUUGUAGAGGAAACGGCUUCUGCUUGCCAAAUGUGGCUAAAGGUUGUCUUGUGAAGAGCCGGGGACUGAGGGAAACCCCAACCCACUGCUCAAGGGUCUGUCUUGCAUCCAGGGGCCUCCUGAAGGUUGACAGAUAACUUCCUGGAAACAUCCACAUCUGCUUAGUCUUUCUACACAUUUUUAUGCUGAUAGACUCUUGAGUCCAGGGGCUUUCUUUCCUUUUCCUUUCUCAAAGCAUUCUGCUAUCAAAAAUGUGGGGGAAUGGGGAGAAAUUUUAAACUUCUAUGACCAGGCAAUCAAAAGUGGUCUACACCAAGUAAAACUGAAUUCUUUGACCUGUGUAAUUGGAAAGAAUCCAUUUAACUCAGGCACAGGCAAACUCGGCCCUCCAGAUAUUUUGGGACUACAGCUCCCAUCAUCCCUAGCUAACAGGACCAGUGGUCAGGAAUGAUGGGAGUUGUAGUCCCAAAACAUCUGGAGGGCCGAGUUUGCCUAUGCCUGAUUUAACUUAUUGUGACUCUGAGUCACGGAAGACACAAGGGAACCAAAUCUUCCACCCACUGAAGCCUGUGUUCACUCUUGCCCCUGGCUGCUGGGAUUCCAGCAGGUAUUGCCCACAUCUUUGCAGUGGCAAGAGUGAGAAGCAUGCUUUAUUUUAUAAAAAUAAAAAGGUUGACAUUUUCAAGAAGUUGGGCUCUGUACCUGGGGCCAUAUCCAGUACUUCCACAGAAUUGCAGUGCAUAUAGAGUGUUGCUGCUAAUUUGUGGGGGCAUGAGGGGGCCCCCUGUGCUGCAUGGUAUGUCCAGUGAGUGUUGUCUCACAACUUGGAGCAGAAUCCAUGGUGCCCUCUCCUUAAUCUCUCUUGCUUCCCCCAACAGUGCUGGUGAUCUGUUUCCUUCGCUAUGGGCAGCUGAUAGAACAGAGCCACAGUUCCUGGGUGAACACAACUGCGCUGAUCACAGGCUGUACCAACGCUGCUGGCCUGGUUGUGGUCGGCAAUUUCCAGGUUGGCAGAAAUUUGGGACAGGGAGGGGAGGCAGCACUGGGUUUCAAAGCAGCUCCCAUUUGGGAGUGACAUAGUUGAGUUCCUUUUCACCUGGAGUGACCUCUUGCCUCUGGCAAGGCUGGAUUAUGGCCAUAGUGGGGGUGGACGGGGCAAGAAGCAGAGGACAGAGGAUUUUAUUUAUCCAGUCACCCUAGGCAAUAUGUACCAUCUGCAAAGGCAGCCCCACCCCACGUACUCUGCGUUGGAACAGCCUAAUGCACACAUGGAGGAGAUGCACUUUGGAAAGCUACUGACUGGGGGAUGAAAUGAGGGAGGGGGUGGCUUGAAGCGACUGGGGAGGGAGCCUUCCCCCAAAGCAAAAUUCUCUUGGCACAGCCAUUUUCACUGUAGUGAGGCUGUGCAAGAGAAUUUCCUUUGUAGACUGUGGCCCCUGCUUGCCAGCAGGUGUAGGGGAAGAUGCCAUUUGACUUGGUGAACCCAUGACACUUUGGCGGGAUGGAAGACUUUUCUUAACUGCCUAAAAAUAGAAUGAGGAGACCUGCCUUCUUAAAAAUAAUAAUGGGAAAGGUCAGGCUUCCACAAUGGAACAUGAUUGCUCCAGGACCUGUGUUUGGGCUCUCCUUGUGCUUUAGGUGGACUAUGCCAAAUCCCUUCACUACAUCGGAGCCGGUGUGGCCUUCCCGGCAGGCCUGCUUUUUGUCUGCCUUCAGUGUGUCCUCUCCUACCAUGUUGCCAUCUCUGUCCUGGACUUCUGGAUGGCACAUCUACGUGUCUUCCUUACCACUGUGGCCUUAAUUUCCCUUGUCCUGAGUAUCCUUUUCUGGUGGCAGGGGCCGGGCCACUUGGUGGCAGUGUUCGCUACAGGGGGACACCCAUUCCUCUAGAGAAUUCCCUCCUUUCUCACACAGGAUUUCCUUUCUCCUGGGAUAGGUGAUCACUUGAAGGGCUUCACCAUGGCUGUGUUAUCCUGUGGUUCUUCAGCUUGCCCUCUUCAUACCUGUGCUCCCAACCCUGUCCCUGUGCUUCUCUUCCGGCCAGAGACAAGAGGACCUGCAGCCUCCCCGCUAACUCCUGUCCCCUGACCAUGCUGGCUGCAAGGGCUGGGGGGAGUCUGCAUCCAGCAACAUAUGGAGAGCCACAAGUUUGCUAUCUAAGCUUUUGGGCAGGUAUGGGGAACCUUUGGCCCUCCAGAUGCCACUGGUGCCAAUAGAUGUAGUUCACAAACAAUUGGAGAGUCUAAGUUUUCCACACCUUAUAGGCAUUUGUAGUUUACACACACAAUUAAUUGCCUGGGUGUAGUUUCAGGAAGGUGCUCUGAUCCACUGCUUCAAACUGGGCUCAAGAUCUUGUUUGUUCAUGUGCUGGGAAGGGGUUGCAGCCAGCUAGCCAGCCCCUCAUCCUCUGCACACAUCCCAUUUGCCACAGGUGUCUCAGUUCCCUUUCACAUUUGGCCAAAUGUAUAGAUCCUUAAGGAGGUCACGACUUCUCAAACCAAAACUUUUUUUUACGCAGGUAACUUUAUGCAGUUGACUGCCAGCCAGUUGAAAUUACACAAAUUAAAUGCCUGGAAGGCAGAGAGCUUAAAAGCUCUUUUUGCACAGAGUUUCCUGUCACGGAAAGAGCUUUUAAGCUGCGUUUUGGUCAUCAGACUCUGGGAGGGUCUGGCAAGAUCUUGCGGGAACUUGGGUGGCUCUGCAAGAUCUUGUGAGAGCCUCCCAGAGCCCAGUAAAGCAAACCUUGCUUAGGGGCUAAUACCUGUUUGGUGCACCAGCUCCAGAUGGCAAGAUUGUUUUUGUGCCUAAGUGCCAUCUCUGGAGUGUAACCCCCUGCCAGAUGCGAGUUUGCUGUAUUUACAUCCUUUCCUAUAAAUGGAACCUUAGGAGGUGUCCAGGUGGUUCCUAAGUGAUCUCCCAUCCAGGUGCUGACCAGACCCAUCCUGUUUAGUAGUUUUAGGAAGGUGGGGUCCACAGCCUGGGCCUAUGGAGUCCUAAAGCACCACCAGAGCCCAACAGGUGGCUGUAUCAGUUCUUUCUGUCAUGUCUCAAGAGUGGACGGACUUCAGGCUUGCCAGGUCUAUUUGUUUUUGUUUUAAACUAUAAAUCCAGGAUAUACCAGCCAGAGCCAGGUGUGAAAGACUCACACUCCAAAUUAAAAACCGGUUGCUUCUGUAUAUAGACUGUGUAUAGAAUUUGUUUUAAGAAUUUUAAUGUAGCUGUCCUCCUCUCACACAAGAAAAUCUGCUGGUAGCUUUCUUAAUUUUAGCAGUAUAACUGAGGAGACAAACGUUACUUUGAGGCUAGAUAGGACUUGGAAAGCCAUUCUAAUCGAUUGGAAAACAUCCAGAGGUCUACUAGAGAGCCAGUGUGGUGUAGUGAUUAGAGAGUUGGACAAGGACCCGGGAGACCAGGGUUCCAAUUUCCAUGUGGCCAUGAAGUCACCUUGAGGACAAGCCAUUACCUCUCCGCUUAACCUACUUCACUGGAUUGUUGUGGGGAUUAAAAGAGGGGAGAACUGGAUAUGCCACCUUGAGCUCCUUGGAGAAAAAGUGGGGUAUAAAUGCAAUAGCUUAAAGAAAUGAAUAGUAAGUCCCAGUUCUGCCCACUCUUGCUCAAAGAGGGCAUCUUCUGCCACCAUCACAAAGCCAGCCAAGCCAACCCUCCUUCCGCAGGCAUGCCUACUUUUCCUUGACUCUCCCACAGGUGGAAUCUUCUUCAUCCACGAGAGCUUCCUCCUGCAGCACCUGGCUGCCAUCUGCGAAUGGGUCUUCGUCAUUGACAUCCUCAUCUUCUACGGCACUUUCACCUACGAGUUUGGUGCCGUCUCCAAUGACACCAUGGUGGCUGCACUGCAGCAUUCGAACAGCAGGGGGUGCAAAUCACCAGGCAGCAGCAGCACCUCAACUCACCUUAACUGUAACCCUGAGAGCAUCGCUAUGAUCUGA
Molecule: messenger RNA, 10695 nt
Organism: Podarcis lilfordi (Lilford's wall lizard)
Lineage: Eukaryota; Metazoa; Chordata; Lepidosauria; Squamata; Lacertidae
Source: the annotation of a GenBank genome assembly